Molecule: messenger RNA, 1619 nt
Organism: Hordeum vulgare subsp. vulgare (domesticated barley)
Lineage: Eukaryota; Viridiplantae; Streptophyta; Magnoliopsida; Poales; Poaceae
Product: auxin-induced in root cultures protein 12-like
Exons: 2
Coding region: 50-934 (294 amino acids)
Source: RefSeq, a predicted model, not a curated record
UCAAAAACCUCUAGGUAGCUGGUGUCUUUACCUCGCGCCCCCAUAAGACAUGGCAUCCUUGACGACGAUGCACCACGGGCGCCGCUCCAUUCUCCAGCUGGCCCUCCUGCUGCUGGCAGCGUCACCGGCGGCAAUGCUCCCGGCCGGCGGCGGAGCCUGCGAGAGCGAGGAGUUCCCGGCCGGCAGGAGCUACGCGACGUGCGCGGACCUCCCGACCCUCGGCGCCUCGCUGCACUGGACCUACGACGCGGCGACCUCGUCGCUUUCCCUGGCGUUCGCGGCCAAGCCGCCCGGCGCGAGCGGCGCCGGCUGGGUGGCCUGGGGGAUCAACCCCACCGGCGACGGCAUGAAGGGCGCGCAGACGCUCGUCGCCUUCAAGAGCAGCGGCGCAUACGUCGUGAACACGUACAAUCUCACCGGGUACCGCCCGCUCAGCGCGUGGUCCACGCCGAUCGCGUUCGAGGCCGCCGAGCUCGCCGCCGACGAGGGCGCCGACGGGAAGGUGCGGCUCUACGGCACGCUGCAGCUGCCCAAGGGCAUGGAAGCUGUGAACCACAUCUGGCAGGUAGGGUCGAUGGUGGCCAAUGGGGUGCCGGCUAAGCACGCGUUCACGCCGGAGAACCUGGAGGCGAAGGGCAGUCUCGUGCUCACCGGUGCCGGAGCGACGGACGCCGCCCCGGCUCCGAUGACCGGUGGCCCGUCGGGCGAGGAGGCUACUAGCAACUUAGAAACGGAGACCGCUCCCGAGGCCGCGCCGACCCCGGUGGCCGGUGGCCCGUCGACUGAGGAGGCUGCUGGUAACCUGGAGAAGGGGAACGCGCCGUCACCAGCACCGGCGCCGUCCAGCGGGUCGGCAACGGCAACCACCACGUACGCCUUGGCUCCGGUGUUCGUCUUGAUUCUGGCGUUCGCGGGUUUCUUGGUGACUGUAUAAUCUCGUUGCGAUUAAGUUUGUUCAUGGGAGAACGAACUACCUCCGUCACGGUUUGGAAGACACGGUUAAGUUUGCGUGCAUUUUCAUAACACACAAGGUUUAAGGUGCAUUACAUUUAUUUCUAGCAGCUAAUUAGUACUUUGAUAUGCUACUUCUAUGCAUGCGUAGUGUGAAUGCUAUUUUUUAACUCAUUUUACAGUCAAUCAAUAACCACCUAGGUUUUAGAGAAUUUCAAUGCACGUCUUUUAAACCGUGACGGAGGGAGUAUGUAGGAUAGUCUUCUUUUUCUCGAGCGCGGUGCAACCUUUUCAAUUUUUUUUAUUUUAUCUCGGGAUUGAAAUGAAAGAGUUGGUUGUACUCAGUGAGUAAAUUAAUAUAAAAAUGUUUAGUUCACUAAAUUACUCGUUUUUAUAUUAAUUCACAGAGGGAGUAUUUCCUUGAGGGCGUUUCUGUUUCAUGGUCAUUUUGCUUUUCCGUGUUUGUGAAAGUGACUAUUGGAUGAGGUCAAUGCUUCUUGUAUGCAUUUAAUUCUGCACGAACUGAAUAUUAUCAUUAGUGUUCUCUCUUUUCUGCUGGAUGAAUAUUUACCACUUUGUUAGGCCUCUCUCAAUGCUUCACCUUACAUAGGUGUUAAGGCUGUUAUGUUGGUAAAAAAUUUAAUGUGACAAGGUAAUUAAGUGGAGAG